Molecule: messenger RNA, 1339 nt
Organism: Bombina bombina (fire-bellied toad)
Lineage: Eukaryota; Metazoa; Chordata; Amphibia; Anura; Bombinatoridae
Gene: STX4
Product: syntaxin 4
Exons: 10
Coding region: 91-978 (295 amino acids)
Biological process (GO): exocytosis; intracellular protein transport; vesicle fusion
Cellular component (GO): plasma membrane; endomembrane system; SNARE complex
Molecular function (GO): SNARE binding; SNAP receptor activity
Source: RefSeq, a predicted model, not a curated record
UUUGCCAAUCUUACAGAAGUUGUACUGACAGCGCCGUGGUAUAUGGAGUUGUUCGGUGUCUGAUAGUGCACGGCACGAACCGGCGUCACAAUGAGGGACCGAACCGGGGAGCUAGGACUUAGUGGCAGUGAUUCAGAGGAUGAUGAGCACAAAGUUUUUAUCACUUUACAGUCCAAUGGAAACAAAGAUGAAACUGAGACCAAUGAACUUUUCUUCCAGACGAGCCGUCAAAUCCGAGCGUCUCUGCAGUUACUUGGGGACAAGGUUAAAGAGUUGGAAGCAAGUCAAGUAAAAAUCCUCACAACACCUCUGCCUGAGGAGGGUAUGAAGAGAGAUUUACAGAAUCUACGGGAGGAAAUCAAACGAUUGGCAAAAGAGAUCCGAGCCAAACUUCAAAGUAUUGAGGUGAAGGAGGACGAUGAGGUCGUAAGGGGCUCAGUCCACGCACGGAUGAGGAAAACGCAGCACGGCGUCCUUUCUCAGCAGUUCAUCGACCUUCUCAAUCAGUGUAACACAUUUCAAAGCCAUUACAGAGAGAGCAACGUGAAGAGGAUUAAACGGCAGCUACAGAUCACUGGACACAGUGUUACAGACGAACAGUUUGACGAGAUGCUGGAGAGCGGCCAGACUGAUGUAUUCACGUGCAAUAUCCUGAAGGACACACAGGUUACUAAACAAGCUCUUAAUGAGAUUGAAGCUCGACAUGAAGAGAUUGUCAAACUGGAGAAAAGCAUCAUGGAUCUGCAUGAAAUGUUCAUGUAUCUGGCUAUGGAAGUGGAGGCGCAGGGUGAGAUGAUCGAUAAUAUUGAGAAGAACAUUUUCCAUUCAGCAGAUUAUGUGGAGAAAGCUCAGAAGCAGCUGGUACAAGCCGUGGAGAACAAACACAAGGCCAGGAAGAAGAAGUUAUACAUCGCAAUCUGCGUCUCCGUUUUUGUCGCCAUCGUUAUCAUCAUUAUUGCUGUUUCGCUGAGCACUUAAGUAGAGGGAACACAAGAGACGUCACCCAGUACCUCUGACUGCUCUAAUAAAUCACGUGCUUUCCUUUAAUUUGCCUUAAACGGACUAAGGAGCCCAGCAAUCUCUGGCAGCGGUUUGGUGGAAGAGCCGUCCAUGACAGCAGUUGGACCUGUACUGUCUUAUACAAUGACCCAGAACACGUGCCUUAGUCUAGCUGCUCAUUGGAAGCAUUUUAUAAUUAAAACAGGGAUUUUUUAUAGCUCAAUUACUGUGGGGUGAUACUACUGACCUGCACUUGUGCUGUAUAUACAUAUCAUGCUCUGUUUUUUAGGGGAGGUAGGCACCAAAAGUGCCUUUAACCAAUAUGUGCUUCUUAUACAUA